This is a messenger RNA of Geodia barretti, 717 nucleotides long. NCBI's taxonomy places the organism in Eukaryota, Metazoa, Porifera, Demospongiae, Tetractinellida, Geodiidae. The record is from the annotation of a GenBank genome assembly.
AUGUUGGGCGGCAAACUCUACAUAGUCGGGGUCGGGCCUGGAAGUCACGAUCACAUGACAUUCCGCGCAAAGAGCGCCAUUGAGGAGAGCAACACCAUAGUGGGCUAUGAGACGUAUGUCAACCUGGUGCAGGAUCUGAUUCACGGCAAGGACGUGUAUCGCUACGCCAUGACGCAAGAGGUGGAACGUGCGCGGCAGUGCAUAGAUCUUGCCGAGUCCGGCAGAACGGUCUCCCUGGUGUCCAGCGGAGACCCGGGCAUAUACGGAAUGGCCGGCCUCAUAUACGAGACGCUUGCAGAACGAGGCUGGAGCCCCAAGGACGGCCUUCCGGUGGAGGUCAUACCCGGGGUAUCGGCGCUGAACUCUUGCGCAUCGAUAAUUGGAUCUCCACUGAUGACUGACUUUGCCGUAUUGAGCAUGAGCGAUCUGCUGGUUCCCUGGGAGAUUAUAAUAAAGCGGGUGGAGGCCGCCGCCCGCGGGGACUUUGUCAUUGUAAUAUACAACCCGUCCAGCAAGAAGCGGAUUCACCAGCUGCAGGACACGAGGAAGCUGCUGCUGGAGUACAGAAAGCCGUCGACGCCGGUGGCGAUAAUAAAGGGGGCGUACCGGGAAUCCCAGUCGGUGGUGCUCACGGAUCUGGAACACAUGGAGGAGUACUCGAACAGGCUCGGCAUGAUCAGCACCGUAAUUGUGGGAAACUCGUCUACUACAACCUAA